AUGAAGGGAAUCCAAGAUACGUUGCGGCGCAGACGAACAUCCCUUCGCCGGCGGCUCUCCCACAGUCGACGGCGCUCCUCGUCCCAGAGCCACGACACCGAAUCAUCAUGGAAUGAGACCGGCGCUCCCAAGAUUCUGCUGACUGCCAGCACCCUGUACUUUGACCCCAGCGUCUUCCAGCGGUUCAGAGAGGAGGGCUACGACAUCGCAUAUCUCCCUCAUGCUGCUCCCCCCAAGCAAUACAAAGACCAACUGCAGAGAUUCGCGGAUGUUCUCGAAGAGGAGGAUCGAUAUGCAAUCGUUGCGUAUGGCGAAGCCGCUGCCGUUGUCCUAGAUGCUUGCAUGUCCGCAAUGCCUCGACUAUGCGCGGUUGUUGCAUACUAUCCGCCUACUAUCCCCAAUGCUACGGAUGGUUUCCCGCCCUUGCGGAAGUAUCAGAUUCACCUUGCCGAGACGCAGCAGCUUUCAGGUAUACCCUAUUGCUACACAUACCACGGGUCGGAUGUUGGAUUUGCCGAACGCGAUUCACCUACUUUCGACCGCGUCAGUGCGCAGCUAGCGUGGAGUCGGACUAUUGCCUGCCUGCGAGUGGGAUUCGAAAUCACAGUCGAUGUGGCUCCGGUUUGGGAGAAUCAUAUGUCGUUGAAACAUGAUGCAAAGGAUGUCGAUGGCACAAUGAACACUUUAGCAGAGGACGCGUACAUCAACUAUGUGCCUGUCAUGACGGGAGGUUCGCCGUCGUCCACCGAUCCCCUGCCCAAUGGACAUUCCCCGUAG
Molecule: messenger RNA, 777 nt
Organism: Uncinocarpus reesii 1704
Lineage: Eukaryota; Fungi; Ascomycota; Eurotiomycetes; Onygenales; Onygenaceae
Exons: 2
Coding region: 1-777 (258 amino acids)
Source: RefSeq, a predicted model, not a curated record